ACAACAUGUUAACGUAGAGAAAUGAAACACCAAAUUGAUCCAACACGCUUUCCUCAUUUCCCUUAAAACAUCAAAAAGAGAACUCACCUUCUCCUCAACUUCGAUGCCAUGGAUCGAAAGAUGAGUUUAAGAACCUCACGGCAAUGAGGAUUCAUAAUAGGAGGAUUUUAGCAGAUUGUAUUGAUCCAAAUCCAUAUCUGUUUAUUACUGCGAGCGCCAAAGGGCCAUUGGCUGAUGAGACUAAUGUUACGGUGACGGUGGGUGGAGUGUUGUUCCCUGAUGAAUCAGAUUGGAUAGCCAUGAUUACGCCAUCAAAUGCAGAAAUAUCAAGUUGUCCUCUGAACAGUUUGUAUUAUGUACAAACCGGAGAUAUUAGCUGUCUUCCUCUUCUUUGCCACUAUCCUGUCAAGGCCCAAUAUGUGAGCAGUGAUCCUUCUUAUCUGAACUGUGGAAAGAAGAAAUGUGAAGUUUAUGAAAAUGAUGAAUGUCUGGUGCACAGUUGCAGCGCAUCAAUCACAUUUCAUGUUGUAAAUUUCAGAACAGAUAUAGAGUUUGUAUUCUUCUCCGGAGGCUUCGCCACUCCUUGCAUUCUCAAGCGGUCGGAUCCAAUAAGUUUUGCUAAUCCCAACCAGCCUUUGUAUGGUCAUCUCUCAAGCAUUGACUCGACUGCAACAAAGAUGAGGGUAACAUGGGUUAGUGGAGAUGAGAACACUCAGGUAGUAGAAUAUGGACAAGGGAGAUCAUCAAGUUCUCGGGUGUCAACAUUCAAACAGGAUGAUAUGUGUAGUGGUAUAUUGCCUAGCCCAGCAAAGGAUUUUGGAUGGCACGAACCUGGAUACAUUCAUACCGCUGUAAUGAAUGGGCUCCUACCCAAUCAAACCUACUCAUAUAGAUAUGGAAGCGAUUUAGCUGGCUGGAGUGAGCAAAUUAAAUUCAAGACACCACCAGCUAGUGGGUCAAAUGAACUAAAGUUUCUUGCUUAUGGUGAUAUGGGCAAAGCACCACUUGAUCCAUCAAUGGAACAUUAUAUUCAGCCUGGUUCCGUAUCUGUGGUCAAAGCUUUGGCAAAUGAGGUUGCAUCUGGCAAUGUGGAUUCAAUUUUUCAUAUUGGAGAUAUAAGCUAUGCUACUGGUUUCUUGGUCGAAUGGGAUUUCUUCCUCAGUUUUAUUGCACCACUUGCAUCCCAUGUGGCUUACAUGACAGCCAUAGGCAACCAUGAGAGAGAUUAUGAAGGAUCCGGAUCAGUGUACAUUACACCAGAUUCUGGAGGUGAAUGUGGAGUUGCAUAUGAGACAUAUUUUCCAAUGCCUUCAGUGGGGAAAGAUAAGCCUUGGUAUUCUCUUGAACAAGCAACCGUUCACUUCACAGUGAUCUCUACUGAGCAUGAAUGGAAAAUUAAUUCCGAACAAUAUAACUGGAUCUAUGAGGACUUGGCAUCAGUUGAUAGAAGAAUAACACCUUGGUCAAUUCUCUUGGGGUAUAUUGUCCUGAACAAGCUCAUGAUUAUUACUUUCAUGCAUAGACCGAUGUAUUCCUCUUAUAGCUCCAUAUUGCCGAGCGUAGAUUCUGGUUUUGUUGAGUCAAUCGAGCCGGUUUUAAUGAAAAAUAAGGUAGAUUUGGUAUUCUUCGGUCAUGUUCAUAACUAUGAGAGAACAUGUUCAGUAUAUCAAAAGACAUGCAAAGGAUUACCAACAAAGGUUAAUGGCAUUGAUACCUAUGAUAACACCAACUACACUGCUCCAAUUCAUGCAACCAUAGGAAUGGGAGGUUUUACCUUGGAUGACUUCUCUGAUGAAGCUGCUGAAUGGAGUUUAAUUAGAAUUUCUGAAUUUGGUUAUGUGAGAGUACAUGCCACGACAUAUAAACUAAGUGUUGAGUCACUCCGUCGCAUGCUGCUCCCACUCCAUCUCCCUCCAUAUGAAAUUGACGGCAUAGCUAAGGUGGCAUAUAUAUGUAAGAAGAACAAUUUAGUGUUGGUGGCAUAUCCAAUCCCCUGCUGUUUCUUCGACUUCUCAGCUUAAAAGGCAACGUUAGAAUCAUGCAAACUAAAGUUUGUAACAUCCUCAAGAAGAGAACUUGCAACCACAGCAAAGGAGGAUCAAAAGCCUGAGAAGCAUAAGCCUUGCUUUGUACAUGAGCAGAUGAUACAAUUAAUUAAUGAUAUGUUAAUCUUAAUUGUAUCAAAACUUUGGUUUGAACGAGUCAUUCAUUUUGGCAUUAAAUUUGGUGUGAACAUAGCUGUAAGAGUCAUGUAAGUCAUGCGAGUCUGAGUGAAGCUAUCUUAUAAUAUGGAAGAUGAUUUAUUUAUGGU
Molecule: messenger RNA, 2311 nt
Organism: Phalaenopsis equestris
Lineage: Eukaryota; Viridiplantae; Streptophyta; Magnoliopsida; Asparagales; Orchidaceae
Product: probable inactive purple acid phosphatase 1
Exons: 15
Coding region: 144-2021 (625 amino acids)
Molecular function (GO): acid phosphatase activity; metal ion binding
Source: RefSeq, a predicted model, not a curated record